UCUGUCAGAAAGAAAACAUCCCGAGCCGAAAUCCGCUACGCGGACACAUUGUUACUGCUCGCGCCGCUGUUUGAUAUUCUUUUUGGAGUUUGGAGCCUCUCCGGACACACAGAGAGAACAUGCCCGGACAGAGGUAACUGUCCCCGGGCUGCUGCUGCCUCCUCAGCCGGCUGAAGGACAGGAGCAGGACGGACAGACGCAGAUGGAGAGGCCGGGGAGGCUGCUGCUGCUGUCCGAGCUGCGCGUCAGAAACUCGGCGUACGAUGUGAGCCUGAGCCGGUCCCUUCUCACCUGGAAGAGACGGAUCUCCAGCCCGGUGUACCACCCGUUCAGACCCAGACAGGAUUUUGAUCUGGUGACAACCAACGAGACACAAGUGAAUUUAUCAAAUGAUCAACUCCUUCAGAAACGGUUUUGUGUUCCUUCGUUCCCUCGUCGCCCAGACUCAGGUGUGUGUCACAGUGUGUCAGUGUCAGAGAUCAUCUCUGUCAGAGAGGAAGAGGAGGAGAACAUCUGCAAACGAAGAGACGAUGGCAGCUGGAAAAAGAUCAAAGAAAGAGAAGGAAAGGACUGCAGGCAGGCCUUCACAGUGCUGUACGUGGAGAGGUGUCCGCAGCAUCGCUGGCGGUGUGCUGAAGUCACCUUCACGUGUUCAGAGGCGGCGCUGUGUCAACGCUGGGUCAACAGCAUCAGAGAGCAGCUGUCAGCCAUCACCAGCAGACCCAAACAGCUGCUCGUCUACAUCAACCCGUACAGCGGGAAGCGACAGGGAAAACGCAUCUACGAGCAGAAGGUCGCCCCGCUGUUCGCCCAGGCAGGCGUCUCCACGCACGUCAUCGCGACGGAGCACGCAGAUUAUGCACGGGACCACCUGAGGACGGAGGCGGAGCUGAAGAAGUUUGACGGGGUGGUGUGUGUCGGAGGGGACGGCAUGUUCAGUGAGAUCAUCCACGGGCUGAUCUGGAGGACGCAGAUCGACGGCGGCGUUGAUCCAAACUGUGCGGACGAAGCGCUGCUUCCCUGCUCGCUUCGCAUUGGAAUCAUUCCUGCAGGUUCUACAGACUGUAUCUGCUUCGCCACUGUGGGCACCAACGACCCCGUGACCUCUGCGCUGCACAUCAUUGUGGGAGACUCUCAGCCGAUGGACGUCUGCUCCGUUCACCACAACAACAUCUUCCUACGAUACUCCGUCUCCCUGCUGGGAUACGGUUUCUACGGCGACGUGCUGACUGACAGUGAGAGGAAGCGAUGGAUGGGCCCGGCCAGAUACGACCUCUCAGGUGUGAAGAUGUUCCUGACUCAUCAUUACUAUGAAGGAGCAGUGUCCUACCUGCCGGCCAGAGGCAUCAUGGGAACGCCACGGGACGCCGCCAGGUGUCGAUCCGGCUGUGUUGUUUGUCAACACAACGGGAAGCAACUUUCAGAGAAAGCUGAGAGGUACGAGAUGGAUGAAGCAUCAGAAAGCGAAAGUGAAGGCGAGUGGAGGACGAUCCGAGGGAAGUUCUUGGCUAUAAAUGCUGCCAGUAUGAGCUGUGCUUGUCCUCGCAGCCCCAAAGGCCUCUCGCCUGCAGCUCACCUGUCUGACGGCACCACUGACCUCAUCCUGGUCCGAAAAUGUUCCCGCUUUGACUUCCUCAGACACCUACUACGACACACCAGCAAAGACGACCAGUUUGACCUGAACUUUGUUGAGGUCCACCGGGUAAGGCGUUUCUGCUUCACGCCCCGUCACUGCCAGAGCGACUCGGACCUGGACUUGCGGGAGAACGGCAAACACCAGAUCUUCAGCCAGAUAUGCCGAGACCACCCGGCUUGUGGCUGUGCCCCCGCCUACAGCAGCUGGAACUGCGACGGCGAGAUACUGACCCACACGGCCAUCGACGUCAGAGUGCAAAGCAAUUUGAUCAGGCUGUUUGCUCGAGGGAUCGAAGAACCGACGGUGUUUGAGGAUCUAACCAGCCCCUGUGCAAUAUAGACCGUCAGCCCCGUCAUUACCUGUCACACACUGGAGUGGUCUCUGUUUGCAGCCUGCGUCACUGCUGCUGCUGCCGCCAUCAUGUGACCGAGUUGAGCUGUUACUCGACAAAGAUUAGCAGUAAGGAAGGACACGACACUUUACUUUCUGCCUCUCAAAGUUCAAGAUUCCUCACAGACGGGAAGUAAUUACAUUUAAAGGUGGUGAAGAAAAGCUUCACCCUCACAUUCUGUUUGUGUCCGGGGUGACGGGUGUCUGACUGUUAAUAUCUAAAACUGAGCGCUGCCUUGUUUAUCAUAUUUCUUUGGCUUCGUUACCUUCGUUACAAACGUUGCCUGUAACCGUAACGUGUGUGUUUCAAAGCGCCCGGCGUGUCACUGCCUCCGGAGCGACAGUUCUCAAAGGUCUGGUGCGUUUGUGUUGCUUUGACUUGCACUCGUCUCGUCUCGUGGCCGUCUUCACUCGGACGUGUCUCAUUCUUGUGGCUGAUUCGACGAAGACUUUUGGGCUGCAUCUAACGAUUGUUUUCAUUAUCGAUUAAUCUGCCAAUUAUUUCCUAGAUUGAUGGUUUGGUUUAUUAAUUUAAAUGUCUUGAUUUGUGAGAGAUUUUCACUUUAAUAAGAUAUUAAAGAGAGAAACGCAGGAAGUCUUCAUAUCUGACAGCAUCAUAAACGAUUAAUCGAUGAUCAAAACAGUUUUUUUCUGUUAAUCUACUAAUCGAUUAGUCGACUAAUCGUUGCAGCUCUCGUGGACGUUGUGACUCUUGACGUGUUGUUGGUGUUGUGACUCGGACUCCUGUCGGCUGCCGCCCGUUACAGACUCGAGUCCAGAUGUUUCCACUUGAUCACUUAAACUCAGACUGAGACAUUCGAGGACGAAACUUCAGUAACUUGUUGAUCGAAUGCAUAUUUUGUAUUUGUGAUUUUCUCACAUUCUUUGAUUUGCUGGAGCACUCGAGACCCAAGAGAACUCGUCUCUUCUAUCUCGGACUCGUCACGGUCUUCUCUCUGUCUUGUGGGAGUUUUGACUCGGACUCAGAUAGUGUGUUGACGAAUGUCUAGAUCUAUUUGUAUUAGUUAUUGUAUUUUUCCUUCUUUAUUAGGGCUGUAGUGAUAAUCAAAUGUGGUCUCCAGACAUUUGUUCUAUCAUCUCGGACUUGUCUUUGUCAUGUGGAUGAUUUGUCUCGAACAGACUGAGACUUCUAGUUGUUCUUCAGUUCAUGAAUAGAUCUGAAAUUGUUACAGAAAUGUUAUCUGAUUUGCACUUUUAAAUAGUUUUGGAUUUUGGAUUAUGUGUUACAUUUAUUUAAGGAUGCCAGACACCUGCCGGUCAUUUGAUCAUUCAGGGUCGGGGGUUGAGCCACAUUCUUGAAGAGUAGAAGGUAAAUCCCCCGCACAUGGUCACUACUUACAUACAGGAGAUUAAUUGCUUCUCAAACAAGUCCAUGAGAUUUGUCUCCCCCCAACCUGAGCUCAAUCGUAACUAUGAAAGUGUAUUUUUGCAGACUUUAAUUCCCAGCAAUGUCUCAUUUUAAUUUUAGUCAAGAUUUUGUUUCAGUCCAGCUGUUCGUGUGAUUUUAAUCUUCCAUUUCUGCUCGAUAUGCAAGUAAACUGAGCGAACACAGGAGUGACAGUAAAUGAUCUGCAGAAGGACUUCUGUGACACCAAUGUUUCAAACUGUGCAAAUAUUCUGUCUUCAAAUGAGCUGAAGAUGUAGCUGUAACUUCAAUUUACUCUCGGUGCGGUUUAUUUUUGUAAAAUCUCAAGUUAAUGAUCUGCAGAAGGACUUCUGAGCCUUCCACAAAGAUGAAUUCACCUACAACUAAAGAAACAGUUUUAACUUUAAGACAGGAAGUAUCGGCACUGGACUGUCGGACUGUAGAUGCUGUUUUUUUGUUUGUUUGUUGACAAGCAAUCCUGUUUCCUCUCUGCUGACGUCGAGCUGGACUCGGAUGAAGGAGAGAACCAGUAGCAGCUCACGGUGCUCCAAAACCAGCCAAUCAGCUUUCUCUUGAUCCCAAUAAUCUGACCAAACACCAGCCGGGGUUUAAUGAUGUAGCUGUCUGACUGUCGUAGCUCAGCCUAGAGGUCUUCACAGGUCCAAAAUCUUGGCCCCAAUCAAAAAUAAGUACUCGUGGAAAAGCUACCAGAACUCUGCGUGAACGCAUUCAUUUUCAAUAAAAAGUCUGGAUCCUGAGGGGACAGUAAAUCAGACCUGAAUGUGUUGGUCCUGACGGAGGGAGGACAGCAGCAUGACGCUCCACUAACAUACAACAGGAAGACAACUUGACCCUGAUCAGACUGAAUAUGCUGUUCAGAGGAACCUGUGAAGACCUUGUAGCUCGGCCGUCGCUCUGAUGUUCAUUUGUCUCCUAACGUUGUUUUGAUGUACAAUCAAAGUUUCCUGUAAAACCUUCAUACGACAACAAACCAAAUGUGUUGAUCAUGUGCACACAGAGGUCGACUGAUGACUGAGGGGGGUUUUUAAUCGGGAGAAGAUACAAAUGUUUAUUUACAUUCAGCAUAUUCAACGUGUUUAAUACUUUAGAUUUAGUGCAAACCAGAAACUGGCAGCGUGUUUUCCUGAAACAAGUAAAUACUUGGCGAGAAGCUGUAGCUGAUGAGCUAACCGCUAACAUGCUAUUUAGCCCGGAGCAAGCCCUAGCCAGCUAUAAUAGCCCACAUAGCUAGCUCAGUUGCUAACAGGCAGUAGCUAACUUGUCUAGCCAGAAUAGCUAGCUUGCUUGCUACUAGCUAAUGUGGCGUUUACAAAUCUAACGCUAGUGCACUUGCUCUCUGGGCCCCGUGGAUGAGGAACAUCCUGGUGAUUUUAUACUUUAUCUUUUAAACUUUAGUUUAUUUAACAGCAAAAACCUUCAAAUCAUCAGUUCAGAUUUAUAAAUUCUGAAUGUUUUAAAUAGAAAGACAAAUAAAGAUAAUUUAAUAUUAAUUAAUCCUAAUUAUUAUUCUGAUUAUUUAUCUCUGAAAAUGUGAAAAUCAACUUCCCAGAGUUGUGAAACUCUUGAAAUGACCUUUAGCUUGAAACCUCUCUAACUAACCGGGAAUGUUUUUAUUUUAUUUUCCACACGUCGUUUAAUUUGAUGGUGAAAACUAGUUUGAUGAAGUGAAUCCGUCGACCUCGAGCUGUAAUCUGAGCUGUGACUCAUCUUUACCUGCUGUAGCUGUUUCAAGAUCAGGAAUAAAAACAUUCAAAUCUUCCGUGUACACAA
Messenger RNA from Cottoperca gobio, 5204 nucleotides. RefSeq names its product ceramide kinase-like. Gene Ontology annotation, molecular function: ceramide kinase activity. NCBI's taxonomy places the organism in Eukaryota, Metazoa, Chordata, Actinopteri, Perciformes, Bovichtidae. The record is from RefSeq and is a predicted model, not a curated record. Gene Ontology annotation, biological process: phosphorylation; ceramide metabolic process.